GUUCACUUUCCUUACCCCUUAGAUACAGGAAACAUUCCCAGGCUGGUUUUAUUUUGGAAAUUCUCCAUAGAGGAGGCAAAGGAUUGGGAAUCUCAAGGCACCCCCUCCUGACUGGAUAUCUCCUUUAGCUGUCUUGGCCUGAGGUGUCCCCCUCAGGCUGCCUGAUGAGUGUCCCAUUAAUUACCCCCCAUUAAUCAGUUUUGAUUCAACCAAAGCCCUUUAUCUCUGUUCAUUCAAUGAGGGGGGACAUGGAACGGCUCCUGUUACUGAUGUUAAAUCUUAGUUUAGUGUUAUAAUUCUUUAAGUGUCAGUACCAUGCUGUAGUACCUGCUGUCACAUGAUUUUAUUGUGUGUCCUCCUCCCACUGACAGCUCUGUUCAGGCAAGUUUUUAGUUCUCUGUGGGUUUAUUUAUCCUGAAUGUUGCCUUCCAACCAUCACUUGGUUCCCAUAAAAAAAGCAGCAGCAGUUCUGCCACAUCUCUGGCCUGUCCCAGGUUCCUGUCCCUGAACUGGGGGGUCAGUGGGGGAUCCUGGGGGGCUCAGUGGGUGAGGGCAUGGCCAGGGCUGGGCUUCCUGACCAGUUCUGGUUGGUUGAGGAGCCACAGGAAUCCUGCAGCUGCACCCCUUGGUGGGGGAAUCAAAUCCUUCAUCUCUGCUGCUGGGCUGGGAUGCUCCCAGUCAGUCACAGUAUCCCAGACUGGUUUGAUUGGGAGGGACAUUAAAUCCCACCUUGUGCCAUGGGCAGGGACCUCUUCCACUAUCCCAGGCUGCUCCAAGCCCCAGUGUCCAACUGUUGCUUUUUAUCUUCUUUUUAGAAGUCUCUCCACAGCCUCAGAUCAAAUGCAGUGUUUCCUUGGGGGUCAGUGCCUGUCAGCACAGAAAUCUGAAAUUCUCAGUGACUGGAGUUCCAACAUCCAGCCUGGCCUUGGGCACUGCCAGGGAUCCAGGGGCAGCCACAGCUGCUCUGGGCACCCUGUGCCAGGGCCUGCCCACCCUCACAGCCAACAAUUCCUUCCCAAUCUCCCAUCCAGCCCUGCCCUCUGGCAGUGGAAGCCAUUCCCUGUGUCCUGUCCCUCCAUCCCUUGUCCCCAGUCCCUCUCCAGCUCUCCUGGAGCCCCUUCAGGCCCUGCAAGGGGCUCUGAGCUCUCCCUGGAGCCUUCUCUUCUCCAGGUGAGCACCCCCAGCUCUCCCAGCCUGUCCCCAGGGCAGAGGGGCUCCAGCCCUUGGAGCAUUUCUGUGGCUUUGUCAGCUGCUGUAGAAGUGACCUCAGACUCCUCCAGCCCUCGCUGUGGUGUCCAUGUCCUGCUCCAGUUUGGGCACUCUCUGUUUCUGACAAUCCUGAGCUCCAGACUGCAAAGAUUUGGAAAGAGAAAGGUCUUCCCUUCCAGAGAAGGGCCUGGAACAUUUUUUGUCAGGACAUUUCUCCUUGCCAGAAUAAGGAGAUGCCUUGGGUGGAGGGCAGGUUUCCAGGAUGCUUUAGGCAGGUGCCAUUGGCAAUUCCAGCUGUUCCAGUGACUCUGGGCAUCCCAUGGAGGGAAAAGUCCUUACAAGGCAUCUGUGUGAGGCUUUCUAAGAGGGAUACUGGGGGUUGAAAGUCCUCAGGCUGCUGCUGCCCCUCGUGAUUCUCAUUCCUGGGGUGAAGCCCUUUUCCAGAGCAGCCUGUUGAGCUGCGGGGUGUGAGGGGAAGGUUUUCCAUACAUUUACUUAUUUCAGCCCAUUAUCUGCCCCUGUUCCCCUCCUCCUGCUCUGGCUCACUCUCCCCUCCCGGUGUUCCAGUGCUGAUGGGGUUGUACGUGCCAGUCCCCAUGAGGAUCCCAUUCCAGACACUCAUCCUCCUUUAGAAAACAUCCAAAGUCAAGGCCGUGCAUCCCUACGAGCGAGCGCAACAGCUUCGAUUGUUGCACGUUUCCAAAAGGAGCUGCGGACCCAAAAAUAGAACAAAAAACGUUUCUUUGCCACCUCCCUCGCUCCUCUGCAGCGCGACAGCCCCGGGGCGGCUCAGGGGAGGUGGCUGUGCCUCGGCCACUCAAGGCCACCCCUGGUUAAAAGGGAGACGCCGUCCUCCCUCCUCCUGCCGAGGGCUGGGGAUGCGAGAGCUGCUCCAGGGAAGAGCUGAGCUGGGACCAUGAGCGCUCUCGGGGGGCUCCUGCUGUGCCUGGUGCUGCUGCUCCCCUCCGCAGCUCUGCCCAGGAAAGAGGAGAGGGAUUCCCUGAUGGAGCUGAGCCUGCCGGAGCAGCUGGGGCUGGAAGCAGAGGGGAGGAAGGUGGGAAAUGGAAGUUUGCAGGAGGCACCCAGGUCCAGGAGGGCUGCUGCCACUCGCCUCUUCUCCAAGCCUGAGCCGGGAGCCGAAUGCCCGCAGGGAAUGGCUGAGGAGGGCCCGGUCGGGUCCCGCUCCAGCCUGCAGCCCUGGCCCCUGGGGGGCCUGGAAGGGCCCGUGUGCAGGGUGAGGAUGGAGCAGGGCGGGGGCACCCUGAGGCACCUGGAGGUGGUGGGUGUGCUCAGCCACUACGAGAGCAGCUUCAUCAAACUGCUGAGGCGGCGCCGGAGCUGGGACGGGAACUUCCCGGGGACCUUCGGGCUGUGCGGGGCCGGGGACGCAGCGGCUGCUCCCCAUCCCCUGCAGAGGAUCCACCGGCACGUGCUGGAGCCGGGGCCGGAGAGAUUCCUGGUCCUGCACCUGGAGGAAGUGCAGUGGGAAGCGCAGGUGAAGCUGCGGUUCCAGCUGAUUUUCCAGGCCGAGGUGGGACGGGCUCUGGGAGAGCUGCAGGCCGCCGUGAUGCUCUUCUACCUGGGCCACCGGGAGGGCUCCGGGCACCCGCAGGAGCUGCAGGUCACCGGCCCGGGGCUGGCUCGGGACCAGAGGCUCUGCCUCUCCAGGGACACUCAGUACCUGGCGCUGGCAGCGGCCGCAGCCUCGGUCACCCGCAGCGCGGAGCGGCUCCGCUUCUCGGCUUCUCUGGCCGUCCACGGCGGAGCGGGAGCAGGUGCCCCCCUGCCCCGCACGGAGGUGCAGCAGCUCCUGUUCGGCUCCGAUGACAAAUGUUUCACCCGGAUGACCCCGGUGCUGCUGCUGCUGGCCAAGUCACGGCAGCAGGAGGAGGAGGAAGAGGAGGAAGAGGAGGCUUUGGCCCCAUCCUCCUACCUCUCUGCUGAGAGGGUGGUGGACACGGCUCCGUACCCACAGUUCAGCCCACCCCAGGCCGGCACCGAGGAGCUGCCGACCCCCACUGCCCCCAGCCAAGCCAACGCUUCGUCCCCAGCGCCCGGUGGCAGCGCCCAGUUCCUGGCAAUCCUGACCCGGUUCAUCCGGCAGCUCCUGAGCUCCUCCAGCGAGCCGCCCCCCCAGCCCAGUGCCCACCACUGGCUGGACUUCGAGGUGAUGGAGACCCUCCCUCACCAGCUGCUCAACCUGUCGGAGGAGGCGGCGCUGGAGCGGCUGGUGCAGUCGGAGGAGCCCUCGGUGCUGCUGCUGCCGCAGGACAGCGGGGCCGUGCUGGAGCAGCACCUGGGGGACUGGCAGCCGGAGGGCACCGUGCUGCAGCUGCUGAUGGGCAAACUGCAGGUGCUCAUCCAGGAGCUCAGGGACAUCCCGGCUUUCCAAGCCAACGCGGCGCUCUUCCAGCGCCUCCUGACCUUUUGCUACUUCCCCGUGGGGCCGGGGCAGGCCGAGGCGGCCGAGCGGGGCCCGGGCUCUCGGAAGCUGCGCACGCUGCUGCUGCUGAAGGCGCUGCAGUCGGUGCGGGCGCGCUGGCAGGAGCGCAGGAAGGUGCAGCGGCAGAACCGCAGCGCUCGGCACCAGGCGCACUGCCGGCUGCAGGAGCUCACCAUCGACCUGCGCGACCGCCACUUCAUCGUCAUGCCCACCGUGUACGCGGCCAACAACUGCGAAGGGCCCUGCCGGCUGCCGCUGUCCACGCGUGUCCCCAGCUACUUCUCGCACACGGUGCUGCUGCUGGGCAUGCAGGAGCGCGGCUCGGCGCUGCGCAGGGCUCCGUGCUGCGUGCCCGUGCGCUACUCGGACCAGCUCAUCAUCAGCCUCUCCUCGGACGGGCUGGAGAUCCGCAAGUUCCCCAACAUGGUGGCAGAGGAGUGCGGCUGCCGGUGAGGCUCCCGCCG
Messenger RNA from Prinia subflava (tawny-flanked prinia), 4116 nucleotides. It is a transcript of the gene AMH, whose product is annotated as anti-Mullerian hormone. Bases 2126 to 4105 code for a protein of 659 amino acids. The transcript has 5 exons. The record is from RefSeq and is a predicted model, not a curated record. Gene Ontology annotation, biological process: Mullerian duct regression; gonad development. NCBI's taxonomy places the organism in Eukaryota, Metazoa, Chordata, Aves, Passeriformes, Cisticolidae. Gene Ontology annotation, molecular function: growth factor activity.